Eimeria acervulina is the source of this 6998-nucleotide messenger RNA. Its product is annotated as GRAM domain-containing protein, putative. NCBI's taxonomy places the organism in Eukaryota, Apicomplexa, Conoidasida, Eucoccidiorida, Eimeriidae. The transcript has 11 exons. The annotation marks the transcript as partial. The record is from RefSeq and is a predicted model, not a curated record.
AUGCGGCGUUGCUGCUGCUUUUCUUGCAGUGCAGCGGCAACAGCCACUGCAGCAAGAGCAACAGCAGCAACAGCAGCAACAGCAGCAGCAGCAGCAGCAUCCCGCGGCCGCUGCAGCAGCACAGCUUCUAAAAGAAGGCUCACGUUGCUGCAGCAGCUCUUUUUCUAUGAUGUCACAUUGAAUAGCAGCAGCAGCAGCGACGAUAGGAGUGACAGCAGUAGCAGCAGCAGCAGCAGCAACAGCAGCUGCUGCAGUAGCAGCAGCAGGUACUUGGAUUGCUGCUGCUGCAGUAGCAGCUGCAGCAGCAACUGCCGCUGCGGUAGGUUGAACACUGUGGAGGGACACUGCACUGGCAUAGCCAGCAGCAGCAGCAACAGCAGCAGCAGCAGCAGCACCAGAAGCAGCAGCAAGAGUAGCCCAAUCAGUAGCAUUAGCCGCAGCAGCAGGAACACAAGCAGCAGCAGCAGCAGCAGCAGCAGCAGCGGCAGCGGCGACCGCACGUGUGCAAAGCCUGGCCUGCGAUACCAGCAGCAGCAGCUGCUGCAGCUGCUGCUGCUGCUGCUGCAGCACUUAAGGCCAACAGCAACAGCUGCUGCUACGUGUGUCAAUGAAGCCUGGCGUCCCCCAACAUGCUGUUGCUUCCAGCAGCAACCACAACAACAGAAGCAGCAGCAACAGCAGCAGCAACAGCAACAGCAACAGCAACAGCAACAGCAACAGCAACACCAGCAGCUGCAUAUGUGUUUCAUCGGAUGCUCCUCUGAGCAGCAGCAGCAACAGCAGAUAGCUGUCUUAGUUUCGUCUUGUGCUGCUGCUGAGGGACGCCUUGCUGCUGCGCUUGCCGCAGCAGCAGCAGAACUGAGGAGCGCAUGCGGCAGCACAGCAGCAGACGUCAGCUGCUGCUGCUCCUGCUGCAGCAGCAGCUGCCGCGCACUCGAGGAGGCCGCAGCAGAGUAUGACAGCAGCAGCAGCAGCAGCAGCAGGAGGUCGCCAUCUGAGGGUGAACCGGCAACAACGGAGGCAGCAGCAGAAACAGAAGAUGCUGCUGCUGCUGCUGCUGCUGCUGCUGCUUACCAGUGUGGGGCGAUGACGGACGGCUGGGUUUCAUCAGCAGCAGAAGCAGCAGCAGCAGCAGUAACAACAGCAACUGCUGCUGCUGCUACUCCAGCAGCAGAGCAGCAGGCGCAUUUGAGGUGUCUCAGCUGCAGCAGCAAACGGCACAUGUGGGCGCUGCUGCUGCUGCUGCUGCAUCGGCAGCAGCAGCAGCACAGCUGCGCCGCUGCGCAGCUGCAGCAACAAGCCGCAGCAGCAGCAGCACAACAACAACAGCUUCAGCAGCAAAUGCAGCGGCAGCAGCAGCAGCAGCAGCAGUUAGCAACAGGCUGGCGGAAUGCGCAGCAAAGCCAUGCAGCAGCAGCAGCUCGCUUUGCUGCAGCAGCAGCAGCAGCAGAGGAAUCCUUAGAGGCUGUACAGGCAGCUGCUACUGCUGCAGCAAACCAGAGGCAGCAACUGCAGCACCAGCAGGAGCAGCAGGAGCAGCUGAAUGGCACAGCAGCAGCUGCAGCAGCAGCAGCAGCAGGGAGACAACUAAAUUCUGCUGCAUAUGCUGCUCGAACUCGAAGUAGAAUCCAGGUGUCUGUGGCGAUGCAUUUGCUGCAGCAGCUUUCUGGUGUAUGUGCAGCUUAUGAUGCAGCAGCAGCAAACACGCAGCAGCAAGUCUGCUACGAGUUUGCCGAGCAGCAGCAGCAGAUGGAGCAGCGGCGGCGGCAGCAGCAGCAGCAGCAGCAACUCAUUCUCAGGCUCUUCAGGAUGCUGCUGCAGCAGGAGUCUCUCAUGCUGCAGCAAACUGCACAAGCUGCGGCAGCGCAGCAGCAGCAGCUGCAGGCAGCUCUGGCCGCUGCUGUGCCUCAGCGAGAGGGAAGAUGUGCUGCAGUUGCUGCUGUCCCUGCUGCUGCAGCACCAGCAUCAGCGACCCCCUGCAGCAGCAGCAGCAGCAGCAGCAGCACCUUGGCUACUGCAUUUGCUGCUGCAGACGCCACAGGGAAGCAGCAGGAGAAGAGGAUGCGAAGCAGCAGCAGAAUGCUGAGGUGUAUGCUCACCUUAGCUUGCUCCCUCGUAGAGGCUUUUGAAGAGUACAUAAAGCUGCUACGAGCUGCUGCUGCUGCUGCAGCUGUUGCUCUACAGCAGCAGCAGCAGCAGCAGCUCCAGAUGCAGGGGCCACAGCAGCAGCAGCGACAGGCAACAGCAGCUCUUCUCGUGAGCGUUAAUUGGGAAGCCUAUGAAGCAGCAGCAACAGCAGCAGCAGCAGCAGCAGAGCAGCAGCAGAAGCUGUGGGUAGAAACUGCAGCGACGCUGCAGCUGAGGGCCUUGCCGCAGCUAAAUGUAGCAACGAGGAAGCUCAAGGCAGCAGCAGCGUUGCUGCAGCAGCUGCAGCAAGAACCCCUGCAGCAGGAACCUUCAGCAGCAGCAGAGGCACCGACAUGCCCUGCUGCUGCUGCUGCUCCACGCAGCAGCAGCAGCAGCAGGAGCAGCAGCAAACGAGGCGCGGCAUCUGCGGAGACAGCUGGUACAAAUGUCGAGCAGCAGCAGCAGCAGCAACAGCAGCAGCAGCAGCAGCAACAGCAGCAGCAGCAGGUGCCGCCUCAGGAAGAGGUACUGCUGCUGCAGCGUCUUCACCAAAACGGAAGCCAGCAGCAGACAGCAGCGGAGGAGUUGCUGCAUGCAGCAGCAGCAGCAGCAGAAGCAGCAGCAGCAGCAGAAGAGGAAGAGGUGCAGCAGCUGCUGCAGUGCCUGGCGGAGCUGCGCAGCACGUCGAGCGCCACAAGUGAAGCUGCUGCUGCCGCUGCUGCUGAUUUGCAUGUUGCUGCUGCAGCAGCAGCAGAACAAGAACAGCAGCAGCACCAGCAUCUAAUAAACUCGUUUGCUGCUGCACUUGGGGUUCCCGCGCUGCAGCUCGCGAGCCUCCCUCCCUCCUCAGCAGCAGCAGCAGCAGCAGCAGCGACAACAGCAGGAACGGCGACAACAGGAACAGGAGAAGCCUCAGGCGAAUGCAGCAGCAGCAGCAGUAGCAGCAGCAGAGAUGCUGCUGCUGCUGCUGCUGCAGAGCCGGCAGCAGAUCCGCCAGCAGCAAAUUGGUGGCUUGAAAACAUUUGUGUCGUGCCCGCCAGCAGCAGCAGCAGCAGCAGCAGCAGCAGCAGCGCGGAUGUUUUGUUUACUGGCUUCCCCCUUCUACAGAGAGAAGCAACGCGAUUGGCUCGCAAGGCCCAGCUGCGCGCCCAGCAGCAGCAGCAGCUGCAGCAGCAGCAGCAGAACGAAUGCAGAAGCGACAGCGACUCUGAUGUCGCGUUACUGGAUGGCCGUCUUAGCAGCAGGAGCAGCAGCUUCGACAGCUACAGCUUCCCCAACAGCAGCAGCAGCAGCAGCAGCAGCCACAGCAGCAGCAGCAACAGCCGCAGGGGAUCUGUCGCGCUGGACUGCAGCAGCAGCAGCAGCAGCAGCAGCAGUCCGUACGCCUUUCGAUUUUCUUCUGCUCCUACUAUUGCUGCAGACAACCGGGAAAACGGCAACACAGCAGCAGCAGCAGCAGCAGCAGCGGCAGCAGCAGCAGCAGCUGCUGCUGCUGUGAGUGACUACUUUCUGGUUAUGCCUCUAGAGCAGCAGCAGCAGCAGCAGAAGACAAAACACGGGAGAGACCAAAACAGAGGGAUGGCGGCUGCAACUAGUCAAAGCGGCAGCACUGAAAUAGCAGCAGCAGCAGCAACAGCAGCAGUGCCAGCAGCAGCAGCAGCAGCAGCAACAGCAACAGCAGACGCAGAAACAGCAGCGUCCAGGGGGUCCUCUGGAAUUUUGGCUUCAUUUCUAGACGGUAGCAAAAGGAGCAGCAGCAGGUGGAAGCUAGGCAGCAGCAGCAGCGGCAGAUGGAAGCUAGGCAGCAGCAGCAGCAGCAGCAGCAGCAGCAAAUGGAAGGUAGGCGGCAGCAGCAGCAGCAGCAGAGAGUUCUGCUUCUUUUCGACUCCUCGCUUGAUGCGUCAUCCGUCUAGCUCCUCACGGGUAGAAGACGCAGCAGCAGGAACAGCAGCAACACCCACAGAAGCAGAAGCAGCAGCAGCAGCAGCAGCAGGUGAUGCUGCGCCAACGGGUUUUGCUGCAGACAGCGUUUCUUCGCAGCGAUUGUCACCAAUUUCGACGGUGUUACAGCUGUGGGAUGGAGACAGAGAAGCAAGAGAAGCAGCAGCAGCAACAACAGCAGCAGCAGCAACAGCAGCAGCAGCACCUGCAGCUGCUGCUGCUGCGGCAGCAGAGGGAGACACUGUCUCCUUAGAGGGUCCCCAAUCGCUGAGUGUUCUUUGCUUUAAUUUAAAGGCUGCGGGAGAAGGCUCAAGUCCGCGCGCAGAGAGAGAAGCUGCUGCUGUUGCUGAUCCUGCUGCUGCUGCUGCUGCAGCAGAUGGAAGCAGCCCUACCAGUCCCACUGCAGCAGCAGCUGCUGCCGGCGAUAUGUAUCUUAGCAGCAGCAGCAGCAUCAACAGCAGCGGCUCCUUCAUGCCGUUAGCAGACGAGCGGUACUCUGAUAUGGGCUUGCUGCAGCAGCAAAAGCCUCUGGCGCAGGAAGCAGCAGCAGCAGCAGCAACAACAGCAGCAGCAGCAGCAGAUGAGGAACCUGCACGGCGAAGUUUUUACUCGGGGCCUUUUGUUUGGUCUUCGCGUUUCCAUAAGGCGGCUCACGUGGGUUUAUGCAUGCGUUUUGCUGCAGCAGCAACACGGUUACAGCUGUGGGAUGGAGACAGAGAAGCAAGAGAAGCAGCAGCAGCAACAACAGCAGCAGCACCUGCAGCUGCUGCUGCAGCAGCAGCAGAGGGAGACACUGUCUCCCUAGAGGGUCCCCAAUCACUGAGUGUUCUUUGCUUUAAUUUAAAGGCUGCGGGAGAAGGCUCAAGUCCGCGCGCAGAGAGAGAAGCUGCUGCUGUUGCUGAUCCUGCUGCUGCUGCUGCUGCAGCAGAUGGAAGCAGCCCUACCAGUCCCACUGCAGCAGCAGCUGCUGCCGGCGAUAUGUAUCUUAGCAGCAGCAGCAGUAUCAACAGCAGCGGCUCCUUCAUGCCGUUAGCAGACGAGCGGUACUCUGAUAUGGGCUUGCUGCAGCAGCAAAAGCCUCUGGCGCAGGAAGCAGCAGCAGCAGCAGCAACAACAGCAGCAGCAGCAGCAGAUGAGGAACCUGCACGGCGAAGUUUUUACUCGGGGCCUUUUGUUUGGUCUUCGCGUUUCCAUAAGGCGGCUCAAAGCGCUAGACUGCGCAGCCUGCGAUCGGAAGGAGACAUUGGUACUUCUGCUGCUGCUGCUGCUGCUCCUCCUCCUCCUCCUCCUCUUUCCCUUGAGUCGCUGCGGCAGGAUGACGCCUACAGCUUCAUAGUCGCUCUGUGGGAGAUCUACAAAAAGAUAUCCAAGCACGGAUGCGAGCGGCGGCCGUACCCAACGGAGGGAGAGGUCCGAGCAGCAGCAGCAGCAGCAGCAGCAGCAAACGGGGACGACCCUGAAGCUGCAGCAGCGGCUGGUGCAGCAGCAGCAGCAACAGCAGCAGCAGCAGGUUUGCUGCAGCCUCUAGAAGAGGCUGUAUGUACUGUCUCCUUUGAUGUCUCCUUGAGGGAGCUCAUAGGCAUCCUUAUCAAUCCUAAUUCAAGUCCUCUUACCGGCGUGCUGAAGGAGAAGGACGCAAUAUUUCCCGACCCAAUGCCGCCCUGGAGCCUGUGCAGCAGCAGCAACAACAGCAGCAGCAGCAGCGACAGCAACAACAGCAACGGCAACAGCAACAACGGCAACAGCAGCAAUAGCAGUAGCAACAGCAGCAGCAGCAGCAGCAGCAGCAACAGCGACGACAGCAGCAACAAUGGCGCGUCUUCUGCCUGCGAUGGGGCAACGGCAGCUGCAGCAGCAGCAACUGCAGAAGCAGCAACACCUGCAGCAGCAGCAGCUGCUGCAGCAGCAGCAGCAGACGAGUCUGAAUUGGAGAAGGGGAUUUUCAGUGGCCGUUUCUGCCAGAUAUCACGAGAAUUUGAUGCCGACAUUAAACUUCCUGAGUCUUCUUUGACCCGCCUGCUGGGUUUGCCGAGUCGAGGGAUGCUGCAAGAGCGCUGCGUCUGCAGUGUAUGUACACCUCAGUUUGUAGUGCUGCAGACAGAGAGUAAUCUCUCAGGGCCCCCUUAUUCAGAUACUUUCUUCUUAAGGCAGCGGCUUAAGUGCAUUGCCUUAACUCCAAGUGCAGCGUUGGGGGCGGGGAUCGACGAUCCCAGACAGGGGAUCGACGAUCCCAGACAGGGGAUCGAUGUGGGAUCGUCGAUCUCCAGAUCGGACACCACUGGGAUCGACUUGGGAUCGGUCGAUCCCGCUCCGGAUGCCACUGGGAUCGACUCGGGAUCGGACGACCCCUCAACUGACAACAGCGGGAUCGAUCUGGGAUCGGACGAUCCCACAACCACCCCUCGCACGCAAAUUGAAUUUGAAUGCGAAGUUGUUAUUACUGCUUCCUCCUUCUUCCAGGGGAAGAUAAAAAGCGACAGUGUUCGAGAGCUGCAUACAAGUUUAAACCUGCUGAAGCGGCUCAUUCAGGAGGCUCUUGCUGCUUCCAUUAGCAGCAGCAAUGAAGCAGCAGCAGCAGCAGCAGCAGCAACAGCAGAAGCGGGUCCUGCUGCUGCUGCUGCUGUUGCUGCUGUUGCAGGUGAAGAACCAGACGGUGUCUCCCUGAGCAAUGAGGCUGCUGCCGCGACAGAGACAAAAGCAGCAGCAACAGCAGCAGCACCAGCAACAACAGUAGCAGCAGCACCAACAGCAGCAACAGUAGCAGCAGCAGCAACAGAAGCAGGGAGUGCAGCAGAGGGAGACUUAGUAGUUUCGUAUCAGCAGCAGCUAAAGUUAAUAGCAGCUGCGGUGUACAGACAGCUUGGUGCUGCGCUUCUGCAUGUGCUGCCUUCAUCUCAAUAUGAAUGUAUUUUGUUCGCUCUCCUGGUGUU